Messenger RNA from Striga hermonthica, 402 nucleotides. NCBI's taxonomy places the organism in Eukaryota, Viridiplantae, Streptophyta, Magnoliopsida, Lamiales, Orobanchaceae. The record is from the annotation of a GenBank genome assembly.
AUGAAGAAAGUCGUGGUGAAAUUAGAGUUCGCUGACGAGAAAUUUAAUAAAAAGGCCAUGAAAACGGUCUCCGGUCUCUCAGGUGUACAGUCCAUUACAAUUGACACGAAUGUCAAAAGGUUGACCGUUACUGGAGACGUUGACCCAGUGGAUGUCGUAGAAAAGUUGAGGAAACUUUGCCACACAGAAUUAGAGUCUGUUGGGCAAGCAAAAGAGCCCGAGAAAGAAAAAGAGAAGCCCAAAACUGAAGAUGAAAAGAACAAAGGCGGCCCAAAAGUGGAUCCGGCCCAAUUUCUGAAGGCUUAUCAAGCAUACUAUCAACCCCCGCCACAAUACUAUCGUCAGUAUCAGUCGUACUAUAAAAGUGUCGAGGAGGAUCCAAAUGCUUGCGUCAUUUGUUGA